CAUUUCGAACAAUGGACCUUCUAAGUCAAAUUGAGGCGAGGAAAAAAAAGUUAAAAGCAACGACUACAAUAUUAACAAAUGAAGCAGGCGAGAGAUAUGAAAUAUAUGAUGGUGUUGAACGUAAAUUGAAGGAGAAACGUUUGCCUUUCGUAGUGGAUGAGAAACCAGACAUGCAAAUAGCACGAAUCACGGAAGGAUUAUUUCUGAGUUCUCAGGAUCCUGUGACGAACGAGGAAUCAUUGAAGAAUCAUUGCAUACGUCACGUUCUCAGUCUCGGAAUAAAAGUUCCCGUUGAGCUAGACGGAAUCAAAUAUCAUUUCGUGGAUUUUCUUGAUUUACCAGAAUUUGAGAUAUCCACAGUGAUCCCAGAGUGUCUGAGAAUAAUACACGAAUGCAAGAGAGAUAAUAUUUUAGUACAUUGUAACGCAGGUGUUUCUCGCUCGGCGACAAUUGUUAUUGCUUAUUUGAUGGCAACAGAAAAUUUCAAAUACGAGGAAGCUUAUGAAAGGGUGAAAUCUCUGAGAACUUGCAUCCGACCAAACGACGGUUUCGUUAAGCAAUUACAGUCGAUCUUGAAUUUGAAAUCCAUGCUUUCUGAGAAAUAUUCUAAUCACAUCGAGGAGCUCUGAAGAAAUUAACACUCAGCUUUGGUUCCGUGAUCAAAUACUACUUCAAUUUCGUUUUGUGUUUCUUUUUACUGACAUUUUAGCUUAAAUAAAAAAUAUCGGAUAUGGUCAUGACUUUGCUGUACAAAUAAAUUAAAAAUUAAUUUUUUCUUAUAUCUGAAAGAUAAUCGAUAACAGGGUAUAAGAUAUUUUAUAUAAAUUUUCCGAUUAUUUUGAAAAAAAAAAUUGCAGAGACGAUUGAUGGAAUUUUUUCAGUGAAUAGGAAGAAGGUGGAUUAUAGUAAAUAAAUCGAAACAAACAAAAGUCAUUGGUUAACAACAUUUCAUUUACUUAUGUGUGUGGUAUUAUGCUAUUAAAGAUUUUCACUUUUGUUCUUGUUGUUGACGUUUUAUAGCGAAAGAAAACAAUUCAUAUUCGCUUAUUAUGUGUUUACAAUAGUAGUAUAAUUAUAAAUUACACUAGCUAUAAUAUAAUAUCCCCCUAUAAAUCAAUUAUAAAAUGAUAUUAUGUUCAUGCAGAGCUUCCUUUUACGAUAUUCGAUGGCCGAAAACGAAGUUUCAUUUAUAUAUGUAUAUGUAUAUAUAAUAUAUAUUUAUAAUUUUUC
Venturia canescens is the source of this 1230-nucleotide messenger RNA. Its product is annotated as dual specificity protein phosphatase 19-like. Gene Ontology annotation, molecular function: JUN kinase phosphatase activity. NCBI's taxonomy places the organism in Eukaryota, Metazoa, Arthropoda, Insecta, Hymenoptera, Ichneumonidae. The record is from RefSeq and is a predicted model, not a curated record. Bases 12 to 629 code for a protein of 205 amino acids. Gene Ontology annotation, biological process: regulation of MAP kinase activity; protein dephosphorylation. Gene Ontology annotation, cellular component: cytoplasm. The transcript has a single exon.